Anopheles gambiae (African malaria mosquito) is the source of this 5534-nucleotide messenger RNA. RefSeq lists its product as uncharacterized. The transcript is spliced from 5 exons. Gene Ontology annotation, molecular function: A2-type glycerophospholipase activity. The record is from RefSeq and is a predicted model, not a curated record. Bases 1353 to 2693 code for a protein of 446 amino acids. Gene Ontology annotation, biological process: phospholipid metabolic process; arachidonate secretion. NCBI's taxonomy places the organism in Eukaryota, Metazoa, Arthropoda, Insecta, Diptera, Culicidae.
CAUCGCCCGGUUCAAACCGCUAACGGCUGUCCUCCUGUGCGGAUCGAUUCCGGUGUUCGUCGCUACCAGAAAAACGCAGCAAUCGCGGCUCGCAAGAUCACGACGUAAAAUUACGGACUUUUUUUCUGCAGAUGCAACCGAAAACGAAAUUAAUCGCAAGCCCACACUUGCUAAAGGACAACGUGAUUAUAAAAACGACGGGCUUUUUCGUGAGAAAUUCGAUGUGCAAGUGUCAGUGAACGUUAAAGUUAAUGCCGGCCGAGUCCGCAAUCUUGUGCAGCGGUGCUUCCCGCCGGGGUGCCACGUUAAGGUGCACAGCCAAUAAUAAUGCAAUCAAGCGAUUGAUUUAAUUGAAAAGAUAAUAAAUUCUAUCUUUGGUGCGGUGCGCUCCCGGUAAAGUGGUUGAUUCGUUAGGUUUGCCCAGGUUGGUGCAGAGCUUUCACCCCACCAGCCCUUCGCGCGGUGUGAUCUCGGGGGAUUUAAUCGGUGGCGCAAUCAAAUUUCCGAUCAGUGUGAUUUUACUGGGAAGCGCCCAGCAAACGACCUUCCUUCCGUGCAGUGUGAGAUAAGAAAAAAAAAGCCCGCUUAACGAGGUGUGAAGUAAGCAUCCGUGGAGGUUUAAUUUUAUUGGCAUGAAGGAAGAAAAAACGAAACGAAACUGGUCAAACGCGCGCAUUAACCUGUGCAGUUUGAUCGAGCUGCGGUCCGAACAUUGAUCGUGGUGCUCCCGGGGGCACCAGAAAUCAGCAGAAUAAAUAUUGACUAACGUUAUACCGGCGGGCAGUGGCAGGGGAUGAAAAUUAUUGUGAAGAAAAGAAAGUGCAUCCAGUUAACCGAUAACCAAAGGAUAAAUAAAGAGUACUACCGACAGAAAACGACCCUCAUUCCGGGAACUAAAUUAGAAGUGCAAGCAAUUCGUUAGAAGCUAAUGGCAACAUCCUGCACAGAAAAGCACCACCUCAUCGUGAUAAGCUAAGCUGGAAGUGUGUCAAGUUACCCAGUGGUAAAAGAUAAUUUAAAACCUCCCCCUCUACUGUGUGAAUGGUUGAAUUGCUCUACUGCAUACUUUGAAUGCAGAUUGUGUUGUUUUUUUGUUCCUUCUACUUAACUCGAUCGAAAUCGAUAAAAUUCCAACCAGUGGAAUUCCGUGCCGUUUUGCCGUGGGGCCGUGCGUGUUCGAGCGUGUUGCGUUUGAUAUCGAGUUACACUUUGCGAUAGUGCCGUUUUGCGUGACAAGUGAAGUUAGGUGCUGGUGUUAGGUUAAGCGUGCAAGUGAUCGUGUCUUUCCAAAUUGAUCGUCAAGCGAAUUGAGAGAUUACCCGGUGUCCUUGUGCAAGUCAACACAGAGCAAAAUGUCUAAAGUGAAAGUUCACAGCAGCAAGGUGCAACGGCUAGAAUCGGUCCUGAAGUUCACCGUGACCGGUUUGACGCUGCUGCUUUUGACAGUUCCAGUGAUGACAGUGCAGCAGGAAGAUAACAGCGUCGUCACCGGUGGACCAACCGCCCAUCAUCCUCAUCAUCAUACACGUCACCAACGGCACCAACUCCAUCGGGAUGGUACCAAACAGCAGUACGAUGACAUCGGCGACGAUGGAGGUGGUGGUGGCGACGGUGGUGGUGGCGGCGGUAUUAUUGAAAAUUUUCUACUCAUCGACUAUCUGAACGAUGGCGAGCGGGAACGGCGACUCCAUUGGAACGGGGUAGUCGGCAAGGAGACGAGUCUAGCCGAUAGUAGCUCCAACAAAACGCUCAGUCUCUGGCAAAUGGCUACCCACAAGUACCUGAUGCAGAUCAUCUACAACAGCGAAGGUCAAAUGAUGGACUGCGAGUACGUUCGGCAGCGCGAUAUGUUGCAUCAGUUUCGGGACCGCUUCUUCGCCGAGUUUGCCCAGGCACGGGCACGCAACUUUAGCUCGGCCCAGGGCGGCCCCCAGACAGUGGACCGUGCCUCGCUAGUGUCCAACCAUGACUUCCGGCAGUAUCUCGAGCAUGACAUCGUUACGCCCGAGAUGGAGGAGCUGCAGUACAAUGUGUACGAGUUUCCGGCCGGCGUACCGGCCGCCCAGCAGACCAUCGAUGCGUUCGGCAUGCGCAACCUCACGUACAUUCCGCUCCGCGCCGUUGCCGACAUACCGGCCGAGCUACUGGAGCAGCUCAACUUCCAGCAGCUGAAGCAGCGGUGCAACGUGCGGCACAUGCAGCUGAAGGAGAUUGCCACCGGUCUGCGGAGUGCCGAUCCCGAGCACAAGCGGAUAGCGAACGAGAAGUUGCAGAGACAGCGCCGCGAUCUGUCCAGCAUGAUGCGCGUCCCGGGCACGAAAUGGUGCGGCAAGGGCUGGAGUGCCCGUAACUACGUCGACAUGGGCGGCUACUCGAAGGCCGAUCGGUGCUGCCGCCAGCACGACCUAUCCUGCCCGUUCUGGAUCCUGGGCUUCGAGACGAAGUACAACCUGUUCAACUGGCGCGUCGGCACACUGAUGCACUGCGGGUGCGACGAGAGAUUCCGCACCUGCCUGAAGCUGGCCGACUCCAAGGACGCCAACCUGGUCGGGAAGCUGUUCUUCAACGUGAUGCAGAUGAAGUGUUUCGUCUUCAAGCCGGAAACGGUUUGCACGAAAAAGUCCUGGUGGGGCACCUGCGAGCGCAAGGGCCGCCGGAAACGGGCGGUACUGCGGCACAAUCGAAAGUUUUAAAAGCAACCGUGUGCAAAACCUGUAAACAUGAGAUUUUAGUUAUUAGUGCAUCGCAUCUGCCACGUGGUUUUGUUGGGCAGGGUUGCUCGCUCGCUCGCUGGGGCAUCCCAUAUCCCCCCCCGUUUACCAAAAUGUUAUUUAUUGUGUACAGAUUACCUUAUUUAUUGCUACCGUUUUGUCCAUAGAAAAAAAAACAACUUAAAAACUCGCGCCUGAAGUCACACCAUUUGCAGUUUGCUUGUUGUUGAGGUAAAGGCGGUCUCUUCUCCUUACUCUAAUGGCUGCAAAUACGUGGCAUCAGGGCUUGUGCAUGUGAGUUCCAACGGAUUCCUAUUAGCUUUGUAAGGCAAACACACACACAAACAUACAAACACAACAGCAAUAAGUGACAGAAAAACAAUCGCGGUGAUAAAACAAAUCGGGCUAGGAUGUAAGGAUUAGAGUUGGUAAGGCGAGAUCGUGAUCGUGUGACUAUUUAAAAAGUAAACCGAGUAUUCAUCAAAAUAGCCACGCAUACACACAUACAUCUACAUCCACAUCGAAUGAUCUGACCUAAUGUAGGCUGAGAAAGUAGUGUACUGAUAGUAGUAGAAGUAUUAGCGAAUGUUUGAUAAGCAUUGCGUAAGCUCUGUUUCUCCGCAUGACCGUAUAGGCGUAUCGAGAAAAGCGCAUAGAUUCCAUGACAUAAAUUCAUUUAAAACAAAAUCAACCGAUCGUAUCCAGAUGAAGCGAAUAGUGCGUAUUUAUUACUGAAAGUCCUGAACUGAAUUGUGCUCCGAGGAGGGGUUUUGGACCUAGGCAUUCUUGGAGACUCAAGCAUACUAAGGAGGUUCGGAAGCUAAAGCGUUACAUUAGGGCCUGAACUCAUUACCCUGCCAACUAUUGAAUUUAUGUUUUUUAGUUGACAAAAGGCAUGUUUUUUUUUUAAUUGAACUGUGAGAAAACUAUCACACAAUCAACUAAAACCCAUUCAACUGAUUGAGUUCUGACUGUAGUACGCAAUCCAAGCGAACUGUUCACGUGCCGUUUGCGCGUUUGUAAAUAUUAGACAUAGACUAGGCAAAGAUCUGCAAACUGUGAAAACAAACGCUUGAAACGCUUUGAUUUGGUGUAAAAAUUAGACGUUAGCAUAAUUUAGUGGUGUACAUAGUAAGGUAAGAAGUGGUUAGGUCGAGAGAGGGAAUCAAAACUAUAAAAUAAAACUACCAUUGAAGUGUAUACAUCUGAGACGGGCGUGUUGAAUGCUGUUUUAUCGUUAACGGAUCGCGUUGGAGAAACCUACGAAAUACGGCAAUAUUUAUAUGCGUAUGUAUAGCACAGCGCCACCAGCACUACCGUAGACAAUUAUUGUAAAAGUAACACUAGUAGACGAGGGUAAGAAUAGUACCGCACAAACACACAUACGAAACAUCCUAAAUGCAAACUGUUCAAAUAAUCUUGUUCCAAUCAAUAUAAACUGUCCUGAAUUAUUAUAAGAACAAUAAAAUCAAAUGAAACUAAUAAUUAUUGAGCGUUAUUUAUUACUGCUGGCAAAACAAUUCUAAAACCGACUUUAUCUUUGGUAAUGAUUGUUUGAGGUAAGUAAAACCAUUUUUUUUUCAACAAUUCAAACUUUACAUUUUCGAGAAAAAACGUCCUAUGAAGUCUUAUGAAGAAUAAAUUCAAUUUAAAAUAUUUAAUAAUUCACGGAAUUAUUCAUUAAUGCAUUAAAAAACAAGACUUGUUACAGUAUUUAUAAACCAGGUCAAUGAAAUUUACAUCGUCAAGCAUCGUAUGGUAUGAUCUAAUCGGUAACGCAGCGCACUGAUGACACGCAAGGCCACAAUUUAAAUCUGCUCUUCAUCCGCACGCGCAUUGAGAGAGAAACUUUUCCGUCAAAAUUGUGAAUGAAUAAAUAAUAAAAUAUGAGAAAUUCGAAGAUAUAAAUUGAAUUAAAAUGCAAAAGUAAGAUAUAUUGAAUUAUAAAGAAAAUUUGUGUUAUUAUUAUAAUAUGGUAAAGCGAAUUAUUCAACUUGGAUGUUAAAUACAAAUACACAGAGUAAGGACAAACAUGGUUCGUCUCAAUGGAUAAUGUAUAAUGUAUGUGGUGAUCAUAAUUCCAUUUUUGUAGGUGAUGUUAUAGUUGAAUAUCGUAUUUUAAUUUUAACACUAAGUUAAUUUUUAACCUAAACACUAACCACCGUUUUGAUAUCAAAGAAGUUUUCACUGCGUAAAAGGUACAAAUUCUAGAAAGUGAAACAAAUCCGUUAUACGGUUCUGUAUGACACGAUGUUUAAAAUCUUAACAUCAGUUUUAUAACAACUACUAUUGCCAUGGAUAAUCGAGAGCAGCUGUGCUUGCAUGCAAUCUAACAACAUUUGCACACGAGCUCGCUUGCCGACCAAACCUCCCAAUAGAGGGCACCACCGUGGUUUGUUUCUAAAAAUAGACACACAACGCGAGCGAGAGCGAACGUACGGGGUAGUCUCGCAACCCCCUAUUGCCAAACGCACGCACCGCGAUGCCGAGAACAAGCAGUACGAGUUUUAACGCACCCUCUUUCGACCGGGAGCGUGGCGUCUCCUGUAACGCGGCUACCCGUGGGUCGGAUUACGGACUGAUUUGAGGGCGGGAGUCCUGUGUGCUGGACCAGGCCAUGUUGACGGGGCGUCCGCACUAAGCUGGCCGUCAAUAUGGGUGUCACGGAGGAGUCCGAGACAUUCAGGUUGGCUAAGGAGAGACACACCGAGCGAGGGGUGAAAACCAGCAGCUAAGAGUCUCCGCGGCAAGCAGUAGUGGGAUCGCGUCCCGGAGUGGACUGCCAGUGCCAGCCCGACCAAUAAAGUCACACUGUAAUCUUUU